This is a messenger RNA of Colletotrichum chrysophilum, 2001 nucleotides long. RefSeq lists its product as uncharacterized. Gene Ontology annotation, molecular function: triacylglycerol lipase activity. The record is from RefSeq and is a predicted model, not a curated record. The transcript has a single exon. Gene Ontology annotation, biological process: triglyceride catabolic process. The coding region runs from base 1 to 2001 and encodes 666 amino acids. Lineage: Eukaryota; Fungi; Ascomycota; Sordariomycetes; Glomerellales; Glomerellaceae.
AUGCGGAUCGCGCUCCUCUUGGCUGCCCAUGCUUUCGGGCUAGCUCUGGUGGAGGCCUAUGUUGUGCCCUUCUCUCAAGCCAGCAACGUAUCAACAUCUUUCCUCGCUCCAAAGAGACAGAAGAAACGUAGCCUUAGCAAGCGCGAUGACAACCCCAGCGACUAUGGCUGGAUCAAGCGUUGGGCCGCCGUAGGCGAUAGUUACACGGCGGGCAUAGGUUCUGGCAAGCCUCUCGGCAACCCCAUCUUAGACGACCCGGAGAACACCAAUUGGUACUGCUCCCGCUACGACACAGCCUGGCCGAUGAUCGUCAAUGACGCCCUAGGCCCCAGCGUCGAGAACUUCCAAUUCGUGGGAUGCAGCGGCGACAGAACGGGCGGCAUCUACAACCAGAUCAAGGCUCUCGAAGGCGAUCUGGACUUGGUCAUGUUGACAGCCGGAGGCAACGACCUUUGCCUCGCCAAGCUGAUCGAGAAGUGCGUCUUGGUGCCCAGCGGCGACUCUUCUUGCGACAGCGUCAUCGCGAUCGCCCAAUCAAACAUGGAGUCCAUCCUCAAAGGCAACAUGAAGCAGUUGAUGGCGGCUCUGGAUGAGAAGAUGAACGACGACGGCGUCGUCAUCUACAAUGGCUACGCUCAAUUCUUCAACACCGAGACGGAAGACUGCCAAAACCAGCCCUGGGCGUAUGCCACGCUCUGGCCGGGCAAUUCGGGCCUGACCAUUGAGCGCCGCAACACCUUUAACGACUUUGUGGUUCAGAUCAACAAUAUCAUCAGGACUGUCGUUGAAGAGACCUCCAGCAAUUCUGACUAUAAGUGGAAGAUCGGCUUCUCAAACUGGGACCCGUGGGUGUACGACGGUGUUCAGGGCCAGAUGUGCGAUCCGGACGGAUCAGGCGAUUACCCCGACCCUGAGCAGCCCGACCUGCAAUUCUUCAAGCCCGACACCAGCGUCAGCGACGACGACGUAGACCUCAAACGCAGGUGGGAAGAGUAUGGGCCUCUGGCCGAGACCAGGCGGGCUGCCCUAGCUGAAGUCGCCCGUCGCAACCUUGAAACUGAACUAUACAACUCACUUCUAUUUAACUCGGCCAACCCUGGCGCUGAGGUCAAGCACAAACUGGACCGCCGAAACCCCUCACCUCCUGGAUGCCCCGGAGACACGGACGACGAGAUCCAGCCCCCGUCCAUCGGACUGCCGGACUGGGUCGGCAAGAACUUCCACCCCAAUGAGCUGGGUCACUACACCAUCGCUUCCUUCGCUUUACAGACUCUCGUGGACACUCGUGCUGCCGUUCUGGACAUUGAAGCCCCCUCAUGCGAGGCGCAGGACAAGUUCACAUGCUGGCAACAUAAUGGAGACGGGUCCAAGGCCUACGCAUCAGGCGACCGACUCAACGAGGACUACAAGGACUUCUGUGAUAGUGUGACUCGUCCCACAGGCCAGUCUGGGUGGAGCUACGCGAAGACAUACCACAAGGGCACGCCUGACGAGACCGGCUUUCUGCUCUCCAUCGCCGAGGGGAGCACCAACUACGACAAGCAGGAGUGUCUUGACAAGAUGUGGGCCGUCAUCAACAACUGCGACGGCAACGACCCGGAAAACCCUAUGAACUGGAAGUUCGGCGGCGAGUACGUCCACGGCGACUACACAUACCAGGUCAACCCCCAGAAAGACAACCGCCACUGGCCGGUCCCCAAGGAGGCCGGCGGCGACUGCAAGGGCUGGUACCAUGGCUAUUGGAGCAGCUAUGUCAUGCACGGCUACGGCUGGGCAAGCCAUGAUUUCGGUCAGAAGACGCUGAUGAAGGAGGCCAAGGACUGCAUCGGUGGUGGCCUGUCGAUGUGGAGGUUUGAAUAUUUCGACGAGCCGGACGAUGACGGCAAUGAGUGGAAGGCCGACUUUAACACUCCUAUCUGGGUCAGAGCGCGAUGCUUUGGCAAUAAUAAAGCUCAAUUCGCCGCUGGGGGGUUCACACAUGGUUGUGGUGGAAAUGACUAA